Molecule: messenger RNA, 6377 nt
Organism: Nannospalax galili (Upper Galilee mountains blind mole rat)
Lineage: Eukaryota; Metazoa; Chordata; Mammalia; Rodentia; Spalacidae
Gene: Rnf20
Product: ring finger protein 20
Exons: 20
Coding region: 470-3397 (975 amino acids)
Cellular component (GO): HULC complex; nucleus
Molecular function (GO): ubiquitin protein ligase activity; metal ion binding
Source: RefSeq, a predicted model, not a curated record
GAAGCUCAUUCCCUCAGUGCCGGGUCAGAGGUGAGAGAUGGGCAGCCUGCACUGGCCUACGUGAAUAGCCACUGCGGCGACGCGAGCUGCAGGAGCCAGGUUCGUCCGGCGCGGGCCGCUCCGGGGCGGUGUGCCGCGGGCAUCUUCCGGGCAAGGCCCCCUCCACGCCUUCCACGCCUGCAGCCACCCUGCCGCAGGUGCCAUCCUUGGCCCCAACGUCUAGUUGCCGUCCUCGCUCAUCUUCUCCCUGUCUCUGUCUGUCUGUCUCUGUGCCCCCCCCCACCUCCCCAGGCGAGGACCGACUCGGAUUGAUGCCAUCCAUCCCCUCAAGGAGCUUGAAUCGGAAUCCGAGCCGCGUGUAGUGUCGGGAUGGCCGGGUUGCUCACGACAGCACUUUAACAUCCGUUCUGCCUUCUUCUGAGCCUGGACACCCUGGGAGUCAGGAAAACAGCUAUCACUUUAUGCUAAGAUGUCGGGAAUUGGAAAUAAAAGAGCAGCUGGUGAGCCAGGCACUUCUGUGCCUCCAGAGAAGAAGGCAGCCGUUGAGGAUUCAGGGACCACAGUGGAAACAAUUAAGCUAGGGGGUGUCUCUUCAACGGAGGAGUUAGACAUUCGAACACUGCAAACUAAAAAUCGUAAGCUAGCAGAAAUGCUAGAUCAGCGGCAGGCCAUCGAGGAUGAGCUUCGAGAGCACAUUGAGAAACUGGAGCGACGGCAGGCCACUGACGAUGCCUCGCUGUUGAUUGUAAACCGGUACUGGAGCCAGUUUGAUGAGAACAUCCGUAUCAUCCUUAAACGUUACGAUUUGGACCAGGGUUUGGGAGACCUACUCACAGAAAGGAAAGCUGUAGUUGUCCCGGAACCAGAACCUGACUCUGAUAGCAAUCAGGAGCGCAAAGAUGACCGAGAGAGAGGGGAAGGGCAAGAGCCAGCUUUCUCUUUCCUUGCCACUUUGGCCAGCAGUUCCAGCGAAGAGAUGGAGUCCCAGCUGCAGGAGCGCGUAGAGUCCUCCCGCCGAGCUGUGUCCCAGAUUGUGACUGUCUACGAUAAACUACAAGAGAAAGUGGAGCUCUUAUCCCGGAAACUGAACAGUGGAGACAGUCUAAUAGUGGAGGAAGCGGUACAGGAGCUGAACUCCUUCCUUGCCCAAGAGAAUCUGAGGCUACAGGAACUGACAGACCUCCUUCAGGAGAAGCAUCACACCAUGUCUCAGGAGUUCUGUAAGCUGCAGGGUAAGGUGGAGACAGCUGAGUCACGGGUGUCUGUCCUGGAGUCUAUGAUUGAUGACCUGCAAUGGGAUAUUGACAAAAUUCGAAAAAGAGAACAGCGGCUCAACAGACACUUGGCGGAAGUCCUAGAACGGGUGAAUUCGAAAGGCUAUAAAGUAUAUGGAGCGGGAAGCAGUCUCUAUGGCGGCACAAUCACCAUCAAUGCCCGGAAGUUUGAGGAAAUGAAUGCAGAACUUGAGGAGAACAAAGAGCUGGCUCAGAACCGACACUGUGAGCUGGAGAAACUUCGGCAAGACUUUGAAGAGGUCACUACUCAGAACGAAAAGCUGAAGGUGGAAUUGCGGAGUGCAGUGGAGGAAGUGGUUAAGGAGACUCCAGAAUAUCGCUGCAUGCAGUCACAGUUCUCUGUCUUGUAUAAUGAGAGUCUACAGUUGAAAGCUCACUUAGAUGAGGCGCGGACCUUGCUUCAUGGCACCCGGGGAACCCACCAGCGCCAAGUGGAGCUCAUCGAGCGAGAUGAGGUUAGUCUUCAUAAGAAGUUGAGAACUGAAGUGAUCCAGCUAGAGGAUACAUUGGCCCAGGUCCGCAAGGAGUAUGAGAUGCUGAGGAUAGAAUUUGAGCAGACCCUCGCUGCCAAUGAACAAGCAGGUCCCAUCAACAGGGAGAUGCGCCACCUCAUCAGCAGCCUCCAGAAUCACAACCAUCAGCUGAAGGGAGAGGUCCUGAGGUAUAAGCGGAAACUGAGAGAGGCCCAGUCUGACCUGAACAAGACGCGUCUGCGCAGUGGCAGUGCCCUCCUCCAGUCUCAGUCCAGUACCGAGGACUCCAAGGAUGAACCCACAGAGCCAAAGCAGGAUUCUGAGGACCUGUCCACCCAGUCCUCAGCAUUGAAGGCCUCUCAGGAGGAUGCCAGUGAGGUCAAGUCCAAACGGGACGAAGAAGAGCGGGAACGAGAAAGGCGGGAAAAAGAACGGGAGCGAGAACGAGAACGAGAGAAAGAAAAGGAGCGAGAACGAGAGAAGCAGAAGCUAAAAGAGUCAGAAAAAGAGAGAGAUGCUGCAAAGGAUAAAGAGAGGGGGAAACAUGAUGAUGGAAGGAAAAAGGAAGCAGAAAUUAUCAAGCAAUUGAAGAUUGAACUCAAGAAAGCCCAAGAGAGCCAGAAGGAGAUGAAGCUACUGCUCGACAUGUACCGCUCUGCCCCAAAGGAACAGAGAGACAAAGUGCAGUUAAUGGCAGCUGAGAAGAAGUCUAAGGCAGAGUUGGAAGAUCUCAGGCAAAGACUCAAGGAUCUGGAGGAUAAGGAGAAGAAAGAGAACAAGAAAAUGGCUGAUGAGGAUGCCCUGAGGAAGAUCCGGGCUGUGGAGGAGCAGAUCGAGUACCUGCAGAAGAAGCUGGCCAUGGCCAAGCAGGAGGAAGAAGCUCUCCUCUCUGAGAUGGAUGUCACAGGCCAGGCCUUUGAAGACAUGCAAGAGCAGAAUAUCCGCUUAAUGCAGCAGUUGCGGGAGAAGGAUGACGCAAAUUUCAAGCUAACAUCAGAGCGGAUCAAGUCCAAUCAGAUCCAUAAAUUGCUUAAAGAGGAAAAGGAGGAGUUAGCAGACCAGGUUUUGACUCUGAAGACUCAGGUGGAUGCCCAGUUACAAGUAGUGAGGAAACUGGAAGAGAAGGAACACCUUCUUCAGAGUAACAUCGGCACAGGAGAGAAGGAGCUGGGCCUCAGGACCCAAGCCCUGGAGAUGAAUAAGCGCAAGGCAAUGGAGGCGGCCCAGCUUGCAGACGACCUCAAAGCGCAACUGGAGAUGGCACAGAAAAAGCUCCAUGACUUUCAGGAUGAGAUCGUGGAGAACAGUGUCACCAAGGAAAAGGAUUUGUUCAAUUUUAAACGAGCCCAGGAGGACAUCUCUAGACUUCGAAGGAAGCUGGAGACCACCAAGAAGCCAGACAAUGUGCCGAAGUGUGAUGAGAUUCUGAUGGAAGAGAUAAAGGACUACAAGGCACGACUGACCUGUCCCUGCUGUAAUAUGCGUAAAAAGGAUGCAGUGCUUACCAAGUGUUUUCAUGUAUUCUGCUUCGAGUGUGUGAAGACACGCUAUGACACUCGCCAGCGGAAGUGCCCCAAGUGUAAUGCUGCUUUUGGUGCCAAUGAUUUCCAUCGCAUCUACAUUGGCUGAUGCAAGUCAAGAGAGACAUGCUGGCUAGACAAGCACUUAAUCAUUAACCACCAGCCUCUGCCUCUUCUCUCCUUGACUUUCUUAUGGAUCUUGCCCAGACUCUCCUCUGCAGUAGCUAGGCAGCUUUAGGGAAAAGGACUGGUAAACCCAAGUCUUGGGUUUUAGAAUGAACUAGAAACUACUAUUUGUCUUCCCUGCCAGCUUUAUUUCCUCCUUUCAAACUUGGCAGCAUUUUCUUCCUGGGCCUAUCCUAUAAACUUGGAUUGCCAUUCAUCCUGAAGAAGUCAAGUGGAUAUUUUUGACAAUGAGAAGGGAACAUAGAAUGAACAUGUUGUGCAGGAGGGAACUUUUAGAUAUAAGCUAUGUAUGGGCCCAAACUUUUGUUGAUUUGGCUGGCGAACCUUUCAGACUGGGAUUAUAAAAUGGUGUCAUUGUUCUCUCUCCUGAAAGGUUUGGAGCCUUAAUGAAUUAUGUCCAAGAUAAUUCAUUCCAUUUCUCACUGGAGCAAAGUGACUUUUAGGGUCAGCUGGAUUUCUUGUUAAAUUUAUUUAUGUUUUAAAUAUUCAAUUUCUUAAUAGUUUUUUAAUUUCUUGAGGCCAGAAUAGUUUCAAACAGAGUAGCCCCCUUUGUGUUUUAAUGAACUCAGCUUGGAGAUGAGGAAGGAGUAGGAGUGAGAUUGUGAAAAGAUCUGUGUAACCUGGGAAGGAGACCCAGCAAUGAAUUGUUCUCCUCCUUUCUGCAGGGAUUAUAUGAUCCUUGUUUUCCAGAAGUUUCUAGGAAAUGUUUCUGUAGGGCUUUACUAUUCCACAGGCAUCAAUUAAAAGCAAGAUUCAGUUUGCUUUUGGUUUUCUUUGUUUCUUUGUUUUACUAGUUGACUUUAUACCUGCUAUUCUAAAAAUGAAUUCUCUUUUUCUUUAUAUAUUUUUUAUUUUUCGAGGCAUGGUCUCUUGCUGUGUAGCCCAGGCUAGCCUGAACUCAUGGCAGUUCCCCUGCCUCAACUUCCCAAGUGCUGUGUCACAGUGAAAUGAAUAGUUUUCUCCCAGUUAAGGUGAGUCUGCUGAGGAGAGACUACAAAAGGGGACAGACUGUUCACCUUUCUUCCAUAGUUCACAGUUCAUAGUGGCUUUGGGUUGAGAGCUCUUGUGUUUUAUAGUAAUUAGUACAGCAGAGGUUUUUGUCUCUCUGGCAAGUUUUGUAUAAAGUGGAUCCUUGAUUCCUACCUGGCCUGGGUCAUGGUUCAGGGCUUAGUCCCAGUGCUUUCAUCACCAGCUUAUAAUCAGCAGGACUUAUCAAUUCUACCAAGUUAUGUGAUACAGAUUUAAGAAUUGAGUCUUAAUUGGCUGUGUUUCCCAUGUUUAUCAAGAGAGGCUAUAGGUCUGUUGAUCCUGCUGCCCAGCACACACACACACAUACAGCCAUGGUGGGAUUGGGUCCUGCUCCUAAAAACAGCCUUUGCACAGAACACUCACCUUGCAGCAGCAAGGUCUUACAUGGCCAGUGUGAACAUAACUAUAGAUUGAGGGACAAAAUUGAUUACUUGGUCAGCAGACGGUUUGUGACAUAAGCUGUUUAUGUCAAUUGACUUAGAAAGCCAGCUGUCUGGGUCUGUGGGAUGGUGUGGAGGAAACACCUAUUGCCUGGGAAGCUAGCUAGAUCGAGGGGAAGCCUGUCUAAGUGAGAAAUUGAGGUCUAGGCAACAGUGAGUCAGUUCUCAAGGUUGUUUUCAAAUAACUGGUAAUUUUUGGCCUGAGAUACUAUCCCUAUAGGGAAGGUUGUAAAUGGAUUUCAGGAAUGCUCCUGAAAUUUCACAUCAAUUUUGUUUGGGUUGUAAGUACAUUACUUACAGCUUCUCUUUCAGAUCCUCAAAGGAAUGUGUUAAGGUCUUAUAACCUGUUUCACAAUGCCUAAGAUUAGGACUUAGAAAGGACAUUGUCUUAACUUAGUUCUCCAACACAUAGUAGAGGCAUGUAGUACUCAGUAAAGGUUUCUCUUAUUAAUUCAGCUACCUAUUUUCUGCCAGAUGUUCAGAAGUCUGCUUGAUGGUACCUGUAUAUGUAUUCAAACCUUAUUUCUCUUCCAACCCCCUCUUUAUAUAUUGAAGUUACUCUUCAGAUUUCAUUCAUCCUCCUAUUUUUGACUAAAGGCUUAAUUUAUCGUGAUAACGAAAGGAACUGUCACACAUUUGGAAAGUAAUACCUCUAUAGAGGCAGCCUAUGAUAGCAAAAGGUUAGUAUAGACUAACCUUUUGAGGGAGUGUGUAGACAAAAUUGGAACCAUAGUGUAUUUACAUUGAUGCAAUAAUGAUGCACUAAGAGGAUUUCAGGCUACUGACAUCCGUGGAGUAGAAUGAUUUGAAAGGCUGUGAGAACCUAAAGGGCUCUCCGACCGUCUUUGGAGGUGAACAAGUAGGCCCAGGUCACUCAGAGCCACACACCCAAAAUGUGACUGUCAGAUUUUUACUUUUCUUUCUUGUACUCUGUGGAGACCUGUACCAAUAGUGUGUCAUUAGUGAGUUAAGAAAUGAAGGAACUGAGUAAUUUGAAGCCUUACUGAUAGUCCGUAAACCUUGACAGUUCCAAUUUAGGUAGACAGACCCUAGACUAGCACUGUGUUUUGGGUUUUGUUUUUGCUGUUUUCCUCUUCUGUUCAUUGAGAGUUCCGAUAGCACACUUUGUAGAGGGAGAUGAACCAGAGGGGUGUUUGGUUCCUCUUUGCUCUCCUAAUCCUGUUAGCAUUUGUGGAAUACUUAUCGUGAUCCCCGGCACUGCGGUAAACAUGCUUUUAAAGUCAAGAUCGCUCAGCUAAGAUGGCCUGGCACUUACUAGGAAGUUACUUCAGUUCUCUGUGCUUCAGCGUCUUCACCUGAAAAUAUCUGAGUUGUAUUGAAGACAAAGUGAAUCAUUGUAUAGGAGACUUUAAAUACAGUGCCUGCAUUUAAUAAAUGUUCAGUUGUUAAUAAAAUACUUCUAUAUUCUUUCUA